AUGGAGAAGAGGCGUGGUGACGACCAGCAUGGGGAGCAGGCAACGGGACUCUUAUCAAAUGUUGAGUCACCACGAGGUGGCGGUGUGAUGGGAAGGGAAGGAAAUGGGAGAGGCAAAAGAAACAAGGCCAGCGCACGAGUGGUGGGCCAAACACGGACUGAGCAGUCUGGUAGACAGGCUGGCUGGGCAGAAAAGAGCCGUUCGUGCGCAAUCGGAAAACGGGCCGGUGCCCAACAGGGGAUCCCCGUUGUGUGA
Penicillium manginii is the source of this 255-nucleotide messenger RNA. RefSeq lists its product as uncharacterized. The transcript has a single exon. The record is from RefSeq and is a predicted model, not a curated record. The coding region runs from base 1 to 255 and encodes 84 amino acids. Lineage: Eukaryota; Fungi; Ascomycota; Eurotiomycetes; Eurotiales; Aspergillaceae.